Seminavis robusta is the source of this 1467-nucleotide messenger RNA. The record is from the annotation of a GenBank genome assembly. NCBI's taxonomy places the organism in Eukaryota, Bacillariophyta, Bacillariophyceae, Naviculales, Naviculaceae.
AUGGGUUCCCUUUGCAUGCUGGGGUUCUUUCUCAUCUUUUCAGUCUUAGUAGUUGCAGGCAACGAAGUGGAUGAUGUAGCUUGCAAUGCGAACCAAGUACAAGCGUGCCAUUGUCCAGGCAAUGGCUUUGACGACGACGCGAGCGAUCAUCCUGGAGGCAUGCAGUUUUGCUUGCCGGAUGAAUCGGGUUGGACCGAUUGUGCCCCGUGUCUUUGGUACGAGGAAUGGUGUGACAUUGAAACCAAUUUGUGCUGGCAAGAUCCUCCCAAGGACUCCAAUGUUCCAUCCAAACACGGGGGUGUCACGGUGCAUGACGCCAUGCGCUAUUGCGAAGAGUUAGCCUUUGGAGGCCACUACGAUUGGCGGUUGCCGACUCUGACAGAAUUGCGAUCCAUUAUAGAUGGAGUGGGCAUGACGGAACUGAUGCAAUUGCAGGGUCUCAUUUUGGACGACCUGUGUCCCAUUACCGAGGGAUCUACCGUGGAAGGUAUGACCAUGGUAGAUGUCAUUUUGUGUACGGGACGGCUCAACUCCUUUGAAUGUCCAGGAUCCGGGGGUUGCUGCUGGAAUGAAAAUCUACAGGGAACUUGUAACACCAUUGAUCCUGCUUCCACAACCCAUUACCUCGAGUUUUGGAGUUCCACACCAGCUGCAGAUGAUCCCGAAAAUUGGUACGGCUUUGUGUUCUUUGACACUGGCACUGUGGGAUUCAACCAUGCACUCUCGUUUGGAGAGGUGCGUUGCGUACGAGACAACGAUGAUAUUUCCGUCCUUCCAUCCAACAACAACAAUCCACCACCGCAACCUUUGAUGACGAUUGUCGAUAGCAUGUGCGCACUUCCCGUGGAAAGCUGUUUCCCCGGUCAAACUCGCAACUGCUCUUGUACCACGGGGCGAGAUGGAAUGAUGGCCGUCACGGCAGACGGAGCACAACGCUGUGUCAAUGCUACCGAUUCCAACAACAUUGCACCACUGGCGACGAACGAUGACAGUAUGUGCUUUGGUCACUGCCAAUGUUCCAGCUUUCAAGAGAGUCCGGAACCAGUGGAUGUGUGUGAUCAAUGCGAUCAAGUCAACGUCACGGUGCGAGUUCCCAAUCGUCUCGAGACACAACCCUACAUGCUCGCCGUCUUUCUCUACAAGUACGGCACACUGGACUUUCGCCCACCCGAUGUGGGAGUCCAAGAGAACGAGAUUCGCUACCCAGAUAUUGACGUGGACAAACCAAUUACCAUGACCAUUCCAGGAUGCUCCUAUUACAGAGAUCGAUGCAUGGAAGGAGAGUACUUUCUCAGUAUCUAUUUGAAAAUGAACGAGGGGAGAUUCCCUGGCAUCCCGGAACCUUUCGAUGACUACUUUUAUGCGGACGGCAGAAACGAGGACCCCAUUGUGCUAACGACUGGCAACAAUCAAACGAUUGAGUUGGAUGUGACAGUGGAGCCCUUUAUCAUGUCCAUGCUGCCCUAA